AUGAAUCUUCGACGUUUGCCCUACGCAAUUUGCUGUUUCGAAGAGACGACUGUGCAAGGACAACCUUUGCUGGAAGAAGAAAUUCCAUUCAACGUUGCGUUAGCUUCUUUGAAAAGGAUCAAACGUUUUAAAAGAGCUUCAAAUGCAAUGGAGGGGUUUACUAUAGAUGCACAUGCCUCUCGAAUUAUUGAAGUGCCUUUAUUAGGUCAAGAAGAUCAGACUGUAGAAAUUGACUGUGCAAGUUUGCCAGAAGAUGCCUCUGAACUAGUAGAAAUAUUAACAAAUGAACAAGCUGGAAAGGACUUGUGGACAAAAUUUGCUCGUGAAUACCAUAUACGUAGUCUUUCCAACCAAGCAUUGUUCAUUCUAACUUCUGCGUUGAACGUUUUGAAGGAUGCUGACAGUCAAUGUCUAUUAAACGCGAAUAUCUGCUCUGUUUAUAUGCAUUUGGUGAGACAUGCGAAUUGGAAGAAGGAUAAUGUUGCUCGUGACCAACAUUUGCAGAAUGUGCGGACAUAUCUGGAAGCUGCCAAUCGUUUGAACCCCAAAUUAGAGGCAAAUGUUUUGCUUCAUGGAAUUUAUCGAAUUCUGUUGAACCCCCUUGAUAAAGAUUCCCUAGAAAAUUCUCUUCGCUGUUUUGAUUUUGUAUUGCAAAGGUCCGAAGGCAAUGCCUUUGCAUUAAUUGGAAAAGCUCGUAUUUUAUAUUCCCGAGGAAAUUUUCGAGGAGCCCUGAAGCUCUACCAACGUGCUCUUGUCAGCAGUCCACAAAUUCAACCCGAUCCCCGGAUUGGCAUUGGUCUUUGUUUUUGGAAUUUGAAUAUGAAGGAGGAUGCCUUCGGUGCUUGGACUCGAGCAAAAGACCUAGAUCAACAAAACCAUUUUGUAAAUACUUACUUGGGCCUAUACUACUACGAUCUUGCUUUUGAGAACGUCAACUCUGAUCGUUUCUUACAAUAUUAUGGCGAAGCUUUAAAAUAUACCCAAGCUGCCUUUAAAGCUAUGCCAAGCGACCCUGUCGCUUCUUGCAUUCUAGCUAAUUAUGUUUAUUCAAAACGUAGUCUCGAUGGUUGCAUUAAACUUGCAAACACCGUCGUACAAAAUUCUUUCUCUCCUUCUCUUGUGGCAGAUGGUUAUUUUUGGAUGGGUAGAGCUUAUCAUCAAAUGCAAAAUUAUGAAAAAGCGAUGACAUGUUACCAAAGAGCCCGUUCCGUCGAGGAUCGUCAUCUCUUAUCCUUCUUAGGAAUAGGCCAGAUUCAAAUUCUUCAAAAUGAUUUGACCAGUGCCAAAUUGACUUUUGAACGUAUUUCUGAACAACAUCCCAAAUGUGCAGAGGCACUUAUCAUUUUGGGAUGUCUCUAUGCCUCAGAGUCAAAAUCCGAUUUUACGAAACCUCGGAUGCUUUUAGAUCGUGCAUUUAACUUAAUCGGAUCAUCAAAGAUACCUAGAGUUGUUGAUUCUGAUUUGUAUACUACUCAAGCUAGACUAUGGGAAAAAGAGGAUACAAGGAAAAGUUUGAGCUUUUUGCAACGCGCCCACGGCUUCUUAAAAAAUGCUCAAAUUACUGUUCAUCCUGAACUACUUAACAAUAUCGGAGUUUUAAACUACCAUCUUGGAAACUUCCAGGAAGCCAAAGAUUAUUUCUCAGCGGCUAGAAAGGAAAAUCUCGAUAUCGGUCCUGAAAUUUUACUUGUGCUUGAUUUCAACCUUGCCCGUUGCGAAGAAGAACUUGGCAAUAAUGAAGUAUCCAUUGAAAUAUAUACUAAGCUUUUAGAUCUCCAGCCGUCUUUUGCAGAUGCUCGUGUGCGCCUUUGCUUGUUGCAAUUAGCUAAUCCUCAGGAGGAAACUUUUAAGUCCAUUCGACAGCUAAUGACAACCGAUGCAGACAAUUUGGAAGUACGAGCGUUCUUUGGCUGGUAUCUGAGUAAACAAAAGCGUCGCCCUGCGGAGGAUCCCGAGGUUCGCCAUUGUUCACAAACUCUGCGACAUUGGCACGAUGAUAUAUAUUCUCUUGUUCAGCUUGGUAAUGCCUAUAUGCGUCAAGCUCGAGAAAUUCGUGUCCAGAACGAUAAAGACCGUAGUAAGCAUCAAAAGCUUUACAUCAAAGCCGUCCAGUCUUAUGAUCAAGCUAUCAAAUUUGACCCCAAAAACGCUCAUGCUGCUCAAGGAAUUGCCGUUACAUUUGCUCAAAGUAGGCAAUUUUCUAAAGCUUUGCUCAUCCUAGGAAAAAUUCGUGAAUCUAUAAAAGAUGUUACUACUUUAAUUAAUAUCGGUAAUUGCUUAGCCGAAUUGAAGCAGUUUAGCCGGGCAACGGAGAUUUUUGAAACUGUUAUUUCCAUAGCAGGUGAAGAUGAUGUAUACGGAAUUUUAAAUUGCCUUGGCCGAGUUUGGUUGCAACGAGGUCGUGAAGAAAAACGGACUGAUUUCUUAAAAGAGUCAUUGAAGUACUCAAGAAUGGCUUUAGAAAAGAACCAAGAAAAUACGAGCCUGCAAUUCAACGUAGCAUUCGUUCAAUUUCAACUCUCUGAACUGAUAUACACUCAGCCUGAAAACGCACGAACCGUGGAAGAUUUACAAUUUGCUAUUCAGGAAUUGGACGACUCUGUGAAGACGUUCAGUUCAUUGGUGACAUGCAAACACCCUCCUUAUCCACCCACAGAUAUCGAACAGCGUGUAAAGAUGGCUACGAACACCACCAGAAAGAGACUGGAGCGUGCACUACAACAACAAUCUGAGUAUCAAGCUACUGUUACUGCCAAGCUCGAUGAAGCUAAGCUCAAUCGUGAAAAAGAAAAAGCCAGAAGAAUAGCUGAAGAAGACGCUUUGCGCAAAGCCCGAGAGGAACGCGAACGUGAGCUUGAUGAAGAACGGAAACGCAUGCAAGAGGAGGUAUUACAGUGGAGAAAGGAUCAAGAGAAACAAAUCGAGGAAGAGCUUAGUGUUGCCUCCGAUCCCGAAGAUAAAUCUUCUGGAAGAAAGAGAAAAGGCGAAAGAAGGAAACGUAAAUCCAGCUCUAAAGCUGAUAAAGACGCCGAUGUUGUCAAUGAAGAUGAUACUGAUGAUGAUGAAAUUCCUCUAUCAGAUGCCAGAAACAAAUUAUCUAAAAAACGUCGUAAAAACAAACGUGUAAUAUCAGAAGAUUACGCCUUUGACGAGUCUGACAAUGAGCAGCAACCUGCGGAUUCUACGGAAGGUCAAGGUGAGAAUCUAUUUCCAUCUUCUCCUGUGAAUGAACCCGCUAACGGCAAUUACAAAAGCGAAAAUGAAUUAAAUAAUAAAAAUGAAGGAGGACUUGAUAAUCUUUUCUCCGACGAAGAAAAUGAGCCUUCCCCUUCUUCGUAA
This is a messenger RNA of Schizosaccharomyces osmophilus, 3339 nucleotides long. It is a transcript of the gene tpr1, whose product is annotated as RNA polymerase II associated Paf1 complex subunit Tpr1. Gene Ontology annotation, biological process: regulation of DNA-templated transcription. Gene Ontology annotation, molecular function: RNA polymerase II complex binding. The record is from RefSeq and is a predicted model, not a curated record. NCBI's taxonomy places the organism in Eukaryota, Fungi, Ascomycota, Schizosaccharomycetes, Schizosaccharomycetales, Schizosaccharomycetaceae. The transcript has 2 exons. Gene Ontology annotation, cellular component: Cdc73/Paf1 complex. Bases 1 to 3339 code for a protein of 1112 amino acids.